Molecule: messenger RNA, 1957 nt
Organism: Nerophis lumbriciformis (worm pipefish)
Lineage: Eukaryota; Metazoa; Chordata; Actinopteri; Syngnathiformes; Syngnathidae
Gene: slc25a22a
Product: solute carrier family 25 member 22a
Biological process (GO): L-glutamate transmembrane transport; malate-aspartate shuttle; aspartate transmembrane transport
Molecular function (GO): L-glutamate transmembrane transporter activity; L-aspartate transmembrane transporter activity
Source: RefSeq, a predicted model, not a curated record
ACCAUGUGAUAUUUUUCUUUUUGUGUCAAGGCGCAGUCACCUGACUACCAGAGUCUCUGUAAUCAUUCACCAGAUGUCACUGAGUGAGUGACCCAUUCCACUGUGUCUGCCACAUGAGGACUGAGAAGCAGCCAGGGAGGCGUGACACGCAAGAUACAACUACCCCCCAUUUGAAGAAGACAGACCAGACUAAAUCACCUCUAAAAGGACAUAAUCCCAUGCAAGGCACUUCUUAACAAUCAAGAAAAUAUAUCAAACGGCUGCUCUCACCAUCCGCAGUACACAAAGACAUUGACGGCAGUGAGGAUUCAGGGCUUUACAUAAAUGGCUGACAAGCAAAUCAGUUUGCCUGCCAAAUUGAUCAAUGGGGGGAUCGCCGGCCUAAUCGGAGUCACUUGUGUGUUUCCUAUCGACCUGGCCAAGACUCGCCUGCAAAACCAGCAAAAUGGAUCCCGCCUUUACACUAGCAUGUCAGACUGCCUUAUUAAGACCAUCCGGUCAGAGGGGUAUUUUGGGAUGUACAGAGGAGCGGCGGUUAACCUCACACUCGUGACGCCAGAGAAAGCCAUCAAAUUGGCAGCCAAUGACUUCUUCAGGCAUCACCUCUCCAAGGAUGGAAAGCUCACUUUGUUGAAAGAGAUGCUGGCUGGGUGCGGUGCGGGUACAUGCCAGGUUAUUGUCACCACGCCUAUGGAGAUGUUGAAAAUUCAGCUCCAAGACGCUGGACGUAUUGCGGCUCAGAGGAAGCUGAUGCCAGAGACGGUGGCAGCAGGCACAGUGGACGCCAAGUCGCCAACAGCCAUACAGCUCACCAGACAAUUACUGAGUGAAAAGGGAAUCGCUGGAUUAUAUAAGGGCCUUGGUGCCACAUUGCUCAGGGAUGUUCCAUUCUCCAUCAUCUACUUCCCCCUUUUUGCUAACCUGAAUAACCUGGGGAAGCGAGGCGCAGAAGGACCCGCUCCUUUCUACGUGUCCUUCCUUUCAGGCUGCUUAGCGGGCAGCACGGCAGCAGUCGCAGUCAAUCCAGUUGACGUGAUAAAGACAAGACUUCAGUCUCUGACCCGGGGUAGCACCGAGGACACGUACAGUGGCGUGGCGGACUGUAUCAGGAAAAUCAUGCGUAACGAGGGUCCAGCCGCUUUCCUGAAGGGGGCAUACUGUCGAGCGUUGGUCAUUGCACCUCUCUUUGGCAUCGCCCAGGUGGUCUACUUCCUCGGCGUGGGCGAGUUUCUCCUCAGCUUCUUGCCUAAAAAAGACAACUAAGGAAGCGCGUCCUCUCUAAAGCCUUUCCCGCCCAGACCGCAUCACACCCCCCCCCCACUUACGUGAGGAUUCAUCUCAUUCUUACAGAACUUUGCGUUGGUAUUUUUAAUGCUCACAUGCUACAUUUUGUUUCAAAUUUGUUGUCUUGAAUGUCCGAAUCAUGCAGGAGGGAGCCUUCGUUUCGCUGCCAAGCUGCCUGUGUCGGCGCAUGUCCAUCCGACAUGAAGCCGCAAAUGUCAGGUUAGGUUUUGAAGAAGUAUGGCUUUAUAAUUACAACAUAUGAUAUUUUAUAUAGCGAUUGUCAAAAUUUCAAGGUCGACGAAUGGCCCUUGGUUGCUGCAGUCUUACGUGCUCCAUUUUUAAACACACAUAGACUAGUGAUCCAUUCAAAAUAGAAUUAUGAAAAUAUCUAAAUUAAAAGCACACAUAACUUACUGAGAUAUUUGAUAGAUUUUUGCUAAAAAUUAUAUUUAGCUUAUUGCCCAAAUCUCACUGCUCCAAAAGUACAGGGAACACUUGCCAUAAAGUGGUAAAACUUGACAUUACAUUUCAUACUAGUGUGAACAAGGGGUGUCCCGAUCCGAUAUUGAUAUUAGAUAUCAUCCGAUAUCAGCAAAAAAAACCAACAAUUGUCUUAUUAUAUCAGUUUGCAUCUAAAAUAUGAGUAGCGUAUUUUUUGGAGUAUAAGUCACAC